AUGUGCACCAUGGAGAUGUCGGCCCUAUGGAAGAAGGCCCUUAUGGAGCACGAUGUGACCGUGGUGAACACCUUCCUUCAGAUUUCCGAGGCCUGCCCACGCCAGCGCCGACAGCGAUCGCGGACUGUGCCUGCGACAACAGAAGAUGAGUUCGAGGAGUUCCCUGAAAUCGUAGAACCAGUCUGUGGAGGUUCUGAGAGUGGUUCAUUCUCAGACGGCUUCGCCCGGCAAAAGUCGGAGAAAGAGGUGAUUGAAGGGCCUUGGCUUCCCUCGAAGGCUGCCUCGGCUUCCACGCCACGCUUGUUGCACUCCGCGACCCCGGACCUGUGGGAGUGGGAUGCGAUGCUCUGUGAUCUUCAGAUGCAAGACGAUGUCGCCCCGCAAAAGUCCGAGAAAGAGGCGAUUGAGCACUGUUCCGAGCCUGGCGAGCUGAUGGUGAGGAGCAUCCGAAAGCUGCAGUCACUCCGCACACUGAAUCGUUUCGAUGUGCCGGACCUCUGGGAGCUGGAGACAAUCUGCCAAGGCCUCGACGAGUCACCCGAAGAGCCAUGGCUGCCCUCGAAGGCUUCCUCCACUUCCACGCCACGAUUGGUGCAUUCUGCGACCCCCGACCCAUGGGAAUGGGAUGCGCUUUUGCUUGCAACUCUGGCACCGACGCCAGCACAGUGUGACUGCAAGAGCUCGCCCAAUCCUACCUCGACCACAGAGAAGUUCUCGAGCAUCGAGCCGGGGACUCUUGAGACAAUGCAGCUCUCAGAGGACCGCGUUCUCGUGAGGUGGUGUGUGGACGCUGCCAAGUUUGGUUCGAAUUGUGCGCGGCUUUUGAGCCCAGACUUUCACCUGCACUUCCCGGGUCAGCCAGAGCCCCUUACUUUCCGGAUGUUGGUCGCUGGCAAAAAUGCUGGCUUCAAGAAGUCGAGGGCCAGGUGCAGCAUCGAACUCAAGUGCUCGUCUCAGGUGCCUGUCGGUGCGGGCAGCGUCACUGCUUGCGUCUCUAUUGGUGAAGGAGCACGAAAGCAAAUUGGUGCAAAGCCAAUCGAGCACAACUUCGGUGACAAGACAUGUUGCCAGCUGCGGAACGGGGAGGACGUGAAUUGGGACUUCAAGCGCUCCAUCGGUGAUGCCAACAGCUGUGAGAUCGCAGUGGAGAUUCAGCUUUGA
Messenger RNA from Symbiodinium sp. CCMP2456, 1161 nucleotides. Lineage: Eukaryota; Dinophyceae; Suessiales; Symbiodiniaceae. The record is from the annotation of a GenBank genome assembly.